UUUUCAGAAUAUUUAUAAUAAUUUUUAAAAACAUGAGUGAAAACACUUCAGAGCAACUUCCACCCCUCUCGAAGGAGGAGGUGGAGGAGAGAUUGAACAAGACCCAGCUUACAUUAGAAACAAAGCAAGCUUUUGCUUUGAAUUCUUUGCUUUCUGGGUCAUCAUUUCGGUUCGAUCUGUUUGAAUCAUCUAAGAAAAAGGUGAAUUCAUCGUGGAAAAAUACUAAGAAGAAAUCUACUAAGACCUCUAAGCCGCCUGAAUAUUACCAUAUUCCUCCUGCUGGGGUGGAUGAGUUUACUUCUAAUGUUCCUGGAUCCAUGAGCUCAAUGAAUGAUGCUGAGAUGGAUCAAUAUGACCUUGAAAAUAGCAUGGGAAGACGCACAUCUAGAAGAGAACGUAAGCCUGCUCAUAAGCAAGAUCUUGGAUACGAAGAGCCUAAGCCUAUAAAAGGAGUCAAACUUUCCGGUGCUUCACGAGAGAUCUUCAGGAAAUGCGAAGAGGUGAUCAACAGCUUGAAAGAGACUUUUACAAGAAUCCCUGAGUUAGCUCCUCAUUCUUCCCAAUUCGAGGAAGAAAUCAACAGCCUUCGUGAUGGCAAAUAUCGUAACACUGAUAUGUUAGGGGCCUCGAUCAGGAAAUUCCUCAACGUAAUGAUUGCCAAAUUUGCUGAGAAUAUAUUCAUGUCAAAGAGAAUGGUGGAGCUUGUCAACACUUUUGAAGAUAGCUUCGCAAUGCUUGAUAAUAAAGUUCUCUACGAGGAAACUAAAACUGAUUCUUAUAUUGCCAGGAAGAAGUCAGGCUCUUUUGGCGGUAAGAAAAAACUAGUGAGACCCGGAGGUAGAUCUGAUAGUGAUUAUGACAGACCGAUGAGCAACGAAGAGAAGAAAAAUCUGAGCAGAGCUAUCAGAAGUUUACAUCCCAUUCAGCUCAAAGGAAUUAUUUCCAUUGUUAAGGAUAUGUUUCCUGAGAAAAAUGGAAUGCUUGAGUUUGAUAUUGAUAUUCUUCCUCCUCGUAAGUGUAGAGAGCUAGAAGGAUAUGUCAUGAGAGCCAAGAAUGAAGGCAAGAAACCUCAGAGAUUAGGGGGUAUAAUCACCCCUACCAAUCUUUCAAGACAGAAAAGUGGAGGCCCAUUCCCUCCUAAAGGAAGACAAAUGGGAAACACGGGAAAUCUUGGCGCAAAGAACGAUGAAUAUGGCCGAAAAGGAGGGAUGCCAUACAGUAUGAGCAACAAAGGAGGUUCAUAUGCUCCAGACAUGGCACAUUUAUCAAGCGAUUCAGACUCAGAUUCAUCAAAUAGCAGUGGGAAGAGUGAUGGAGUGUAAGCGCCUACUUCCAAAUUGUAUUUCAUAACUAAUUAACUUAAGAUU
This is a messenger RNA of Moneuplotes crassus, 1367 nucleotides long. The record is from the annotation of a GenBank genome assembly. Lineage: Eukaryota; Ciliophora; Spirotrichea; Euplotida; Euplotidae.